AUGGCUUCAAUCAACAGUUCGACAGAAGGAGGGAUCAACAGCCUAGGGUCGUUGACUUCAACAACUACUUCAGUGGAAGGAAAAACUCCUGCACCUCCUGAAGAAAUUGAUAAUCCAAAGGAUCCAUCAAAGAAAAGUAUCAAUCCUACAUUUGAUCAUUGCUACCAAUUGGAUCAGCUGGUACUUAGCUGGAUCAUUUCAUCCCGCACUGGAAGAAAGCCAAAGGUAUUGCUGACAAACCUUUCUGCUGUUUCUGGACCUGUCUCCCAACAGGAUCUUGUUAUGUGUAUUUUGAGUGGACUCAGAUCUGAAUAUGAAUCCAUUAUUACUGCUAUUGCUAAUCGACCUGAUUUUGAUAAACUAAGAAUUUCUAAUCAAUCCCAGCAGUUGCGCAAUAACUCACAACGUGGAAGAGUCCGAGGMAGACGUGGCAAUCAAAGUGAUGGUUCAGGACGUGGUAGAGGACGUGGCAACACCAUUGUUUGCCAACUGUGUAACAUUCCUGGCCAUGGUGUUUGGAAGUGUCAGCGUCGUUUUGAUAUUUCCUAUCUUGGUGGUGAUCGACAGCCUGCUCAAAAUCCUACUCCUGAUCCAAUUGCUUUUCACACUGGUUCCUCGCCUCAGUUUAACCGAACUUGGUAUCUAGAUUCUAGAGCAACACACCACAUUACGUCCAAUCUGGACAAUCUUCAGAUUCAAUCAGACUAUUGUGGGUUUGAUCAGGUGAAAAUUGGUAAUGGCACAGGUUUGGAGAUAAAAAAUAUUGGUUCUUCCAUUAUUUCUCAUAAUGACCAUAAGUUUUACCUCGAAGAUAUUUAUCAUGUUCCCUCCAUUACAAAGAAUCUGUUUUUUGUUAGCAAAUUUACCAAAGAUAACAAUGUUGUCUUUGAAUUUCAUCCUUCUCAUUUUCUUUUGAAGGACCAUAUGGGGAGAGUUCUACUCUAUGGACCCAGUAAGGGUGGACUCUAUCAAUUUCCUGCAUCAGCAUCUAUCACUUUUGCUCCGCCAUCCGGUAGUAUUGCAUUUAUUAGUGAGGAAGCAUAA
Molecule: messenger RNA, 1044 nt
Organism: Nelumbo nucifera (sacred lotus)
Lineage: Eukaryota; Viridiplantae; Streptophyta; Magnoliopsida; Proteales; Nelumbonaceae
Source: RefSeq, a predicted model, not a curated record